Messenger RNA from Contarinia nasturtii (swede midge), 714 nucleotides. Its product is annotated as liver carboxylesterase 1-like. The record is from RefSeq and is a predicted model, not a curated record. Bases 165 to 617 code for a protein of 150 amino acids. The transcript is spliced from 4 exons. Lineage: Eukaryota; Metazoa; Arthropoda; Insecta; Diptera; Cecidomyiidae.
UCAAACGUGCCCUAUCCAUUUCACUUUACUAUGAUCAUCAUAAUUCGUCUAUUCAAGACUCGAUAACAAAACAAAUCAAUGAUUUUUAUUUCGGAAACAAUUUCUCAAAAGAUAAAUUUACGAAUUUGACAACUUUAUUCGGCGAUGGAUGGUUUCUCGACGCAAUGGACUCUUAUUUACGAAUGAGACUUUCACACAGAGAUGCUGCACCCACCUAUGUAUAUUUACUCACUCAUAAAGCAUCUAUCAGUUUUUCUGAAGUAUUUAAUGGUGAUCCGGAGACAUUUUAUGGUGUAUCUCAUGCUGAUGAGCAGCUUCAUUUCUUCCCGAUAAGUAAAAAACUCUUUUCGAACUCAUUGCCAACAAAAGAAGAUGACGAGUUGCGCAAAUCGCUUGUACAAAUGUGGGUAGACUUUGCUCGAACUGGUAAUCCAACUCCUGAAUCAAGUAAUUUACCAAAAUGGAUUGAAGCAAAAGAAUUUCCGCUGAGAUACUACCGCUUUGGUAAUCUUAAUUUUGAUGGCAAACCAAUGUUUGGAAUGGAAGAAAAUGGAAUAUUUGAAGAGCGUACUAAAUUUUGGAGAGAAAUCGAAGCAUUUCAACCCAGUGCCAAUUGAACAUAAAAUAGAAUGCAAUAAAAAUUAGAGCAGAACUAUAUGUAAAUGUAUAGAUAUUUUGUUUGGAUAUUCGAAUCAAAUAAAUGCUUUCAUUAAA